Penicillium brevicompactum is the source of this 1530-nucleotide messenger RNA. Its product is annotated as putative neutral amino acid permease. Gene Ontology annotation, cellular component: vacuolar membrane. The transcript is spliced from 4 exons. Gene Ontology annotation, molecular function: amino acid transmembrane transporter activity. The record is from RefSeq and is a predicted model, not a curated record. NCBI's taxonomy places the organism in Eukaryota, Fungi, Ascomycota, Eurotiomycetes, Eurotiales, Aspergillaceae. Gene Ontology annotation, biological process: amino acid transmembrane transport. The coding region runs from base 1 to 1530 and encodes 509 amino acids.
AUGGCUGGGUUAAAUGAAUCAACAAAGCCCGCCGGCUGGGACCACGACCGGACUUCCAAUACGUCCCCAGAGCUCUCCGACAAAACCGAGCAAGAUCCCAAGCUCAAGGAUUUCGACGUCGAGGGCCAGGGGCGCCGCGACUCUCGCCAUCAUGUCACUGCCAUCGAUGGCUCCUCUACGACAGAACGCGUUGGUCGCCAGAUCGAGAUGGAAUCGGAGAACACAAUCAAGUACCGCACUUGUAGUUGGCAAAAGACCGCUGCAUUGCUCUUCUCUGAGUACAUUUGCUUGGCUAUCAUGUCCUUCCCUUGGUCAUAUUCAAUUCUGGGUCUGGUCCCAGGUUUGAUUUGCACUGUGGUCAUUGCCGGCAUUGUCUUGUACACCUCAUUGAUUACUUGGAGAUUCUGCUUAAGACAUCCGGAAGUCCGUGAUGUUUGCGAUAUUGGCCAAUACCUCUUCUGGGAUUCCAAGAUUGCUUGGUGGGCCACGGCAGUCAUGUUCCUUCUCAACAACACCUUCAUCCAGGGUCUACACUGUGUGGUCGGUGCUGAGUAUCUGAACACAAUGUCUAACGGAGCAGUGUGCACCGUUGCAUUUGCCGCUAUCGUUGCGAUCAUUUCAUUCUUCUUUUCGCUGCCGCGUACUUUCAGCACGUUGUCUAAAGUUGCAACACUAUCGGCAUUCUUCACCUUCAUUUCUGUCAUCUUGGCAUGCGUCUUUGCCGGAAUCGAAGACCACCCCAAAGGUUACACCCCCGCCACUGGAAACCCAAUUGUUCUCGCUAUCCCAGCCAAGGGAACAACCUUUGUGCAGGGCAUGAACGCAUUCUUGAACAUCAGCUACACCUUCAUUGGUCAAAUCACCCUUCCCAGCUUCAUCGCGGAGAUGAAGGAGCCACGCGACUUUUGGAAGGCCGUGACCGCUGUGACGGUCGCGGAGAUUAUUGUGUUCAGUCUGGUCGGUGCGGUCACCUAUGUUUAUGUCGGAAACCAGUACAUGGUUGCUCCGGCGUUCGGAUCCAUUGGCGAUGACCUUUUCAAGAAGGUUUCCUUCUCAUUCAUGAUUCCAACCAUCAUUUUCCUGGGCGUGCUGUACGCCUCGGUCUCAGCUAGAUUCAUCUUCUUCCGUUUGUUUGAAGGUAGCCGCCACAAGAGUAACAACACUGUGGUUGGUUGGGCUUCCUGGGCUGCCAUCCUCGCAGCUCUCUGGAUCGCUGCUUGGAUCAUUGCCGAGGUUAUCCCCUUCUUCUCUGACCUGUUGUCCAUUAUGAGUUCCCUGUUCGAUUCCUUCUUCGGUUUCAUCUUCUGGGGUACAGCCUAUCUUCGCAUGCGGGCUGAGGACCACGGACCCCGUUUCUACAUGGUCCGUGGCAUUCGUGGAUGGCUCGGUGCUAUCUUUAACGUCUUCUUGAUUCUUGUUGGAUUCUUCUUCUUGGGACCUGGCACAUACGCUUCCGUUAUGGCUGUGGUUACCAGUUACCGCGAGGGCACUGUGGGUGGUGUAUUCACCUGUGCCAGUAAUGGCCUAUAA